Messenger RNA from Aspergillus ibericus CBS 121593, 585 nucleotides. RefSeq names its product gamma-glutamylcyclotransferase family protein. The record is from RefSeq and is a predicted model, not a curated record. NCBI's taxonomy places the organism in Eukaryota, Fungi, Ascomycota, Eurotiomycetes, Eurotiales, Aspergillaceae. The coding region runs from base 1 to 585 and encodes 194 amino acids. Gene Ontology annotation, molecular function: DNA strand exchange activity. The transcript has a single exon. Gene Ontology annotation, biological process: DNA recombination.
AUGUCUACCCCUCCUCCUCCCCCACCACCUCCGCCGGAGGACCCUCGGUCCAAGAUCUCCCCAUUUGUUCUCAAGCUGAGGAGUGCUCCUCCCGGCUACUUUUAUGAGGCACCCGAACCGUCUCCGGUGGUAGAUUUGUUGGACGCCCCGACCGGCCCAUACUUCUUAUAUGGUACCUUGACCGACCCCUCGAUGAUCUCGGAAAUCCUCGGCCUGGACGAGGAACCCACUCUGCGACCCGCUUCCAUCAUGGGCUAUCAAUGUAAGCUGUGGGGUCAGUACCCGGCCCUACUGGAUGCCCCUGGCUCGGUUGUUGAAGGUGCUGUGUACCACGUUCACAGUGUCGAGGAUGGGGAAAAGCUGGCGGCGUAUGAGACGAAAACCUAUCGCGCUGACCCGUGUAUCAUCAGGUACACGGACGGCCAGGAGCCGAGGAGGGAAUACGGCUCGACGUUUAAGUUUGUGGGGAAUCAGAGGGAUUUGACGGAGGGGGAGUUUGAUUUGAGGGUGUGGUUGACGAGAAUGGGGAGGCACGCUGCGGUGGAAAAGUUGGAUGCUGCGAGACGGAUUGCUGUGCUGGAGUAG